GAGGGAAAAUGUUGAUACACAGAUGUGUGUUUAUGGCUUUGGUGAUCAGUGGAAUAGCUGCAAGGGUUAUAUACCCUACGGAGGGGCAGCCCCAUCGGAUUCUUUUGGAUACAGACGUUGAUACGGAUGAUUUGUUUGCUCUAUUGUAUCUUUUGAAGCUUAACCGAUCAGAAUUUGAUUUGCAGGCAGUUACCAUAAACACAAAUGCAUGGACUGAUGCAGGACAUGGUGUCAAUCAAGUCUAUGACCUUCUUUACAUGAUGGGACGUGAUGACAUUGCUGUUGGAGUGGGAGGUGAGGGUGGAAUCCUUGAAGAUGGUACCAUACUUGCAAAUGUAGGAGGAUAUCUUCCUCUAAUUGAACAGGGGAUUGGUACAGCUGGAUAUUGUAGAUACAGGCAAGCCAUUCCAGUAGGUCUUGGAGGUCGAUUAGACGUCGAUACGAAUUUUGGCUUUCGCAAAGGUUUUCUCCCGCAGGGCAGAAGGAAAUAUUCACCUCUUCAGCAACCAACUGCUCAGCAAGUAAUGAUUGACAAAAUUUCUGCCGGUCCAACAACUGUCUUUAUAAUUGGAGCCCAUACAAAUUUUGCUAUUUUUCUUAUGAAUAAUCCACAUCUGAAGAGAAAUGUCAAGCAUAUUUACAUCAUGGGUGGUGGUGUGAGAUCAAAGAAUCCAACCGGUUGCUGCCCAAAAAAUGCCAGUUCAUCUUGCCAACCUCGGCAAUGUGGUGACCAGGGCAACUUGUUCACAGGCUACACUAGUAAUCCUUAUGCAGAGUUCAACAUGUUUGGAGAUCCCUUUGCAGCUUACCAGGUGAUUCACUCUGGAAUUCCAGUUACUCUUGUUCCAUUAGAUGCCACAAACACCAUACCAAUAAGUCGGGAGUUUUUUGAGACAUUUGAGAAGAAUCAACAUACUUAUGAAGCACAAUACUGCUUCAAGUCCUUGAAAAUGGCUCGUGAUACCUGGUUUGAUGAUCACUUUUUCACGAGUGUUUUUAUGUGGGACUCAUUUUUAUCUGGUGUAGCAACUUCAAUUAUGCGCAAGCCACACAACGAAAAAGGGGAGAAUGAAUUUGCCGAGAUGGAGUACAUGAACAUCACUGUAGUUACUUCAAAUGAGCCCUAUGGGAUAUCUGAUGGCUCCAAUCCAUUCUUUGAUGGGCGUAAAACCCCUAAAUUUAACUUGAAAAAAGAUGGAGUUCAUGGUGGCCAUGUCCAGACUGGACUUCGUGAUCCAUUUUGCCUCGUGAAAAAGGGGAAGGGACGGUGCAAGGAUGGCUAUACAACAGAGGUAACUGGUCAAGGAGCAGUGCGUGUGCUUGUUGCUGUUAGAGCAAAACGUAAUCGUGACAGAAGCAGCCCUCUAAACAGAGAGUUCUUUAGAAGCUUUCUUGAUGUUCUAAACCAUCCUCAACACUCAGGAAGAUUCAACAUUACAACACAAUUUCCUCGUUACAAAGAAAUUCUUUACAAACCAGAUUUCAGGGGAAGGAGACUUGGCAAGAAUGUUGUGUUUGACAUGGACAUGAGUGCUGGAGACUUUCUAGCUCUUUUUUACCUCCUUAAAUUACCUGUGGAAACUAUCAAUCUUAAGGCUGUGCUGGUUACUCCAACUGGAUGGGCAAAUGCGGCAACGAUAGAUGCUGUCUAUGAUUUACUGCAUAUGAUGGGUCGUGAUGACAUUCCUGUUGGCCUUGGGGAUAUGUUUGCAUUGAACCAAUCUGUUCCAAAGUCUGCUGUGGGUGACUGCAAGUAUAACAAGGCUAUUCCUCAUGGUAGUGGUGGAUUUCUAGACUCAGAUACUCUCUAUGGAUUAGCUCGUGAUUUGCCACGAAGCCCUCGCAGGUAUACAGCAGAAAAUUCUGUCAAAUUCGGUGCUCCUCGAGACACUGGUCACCCUGAGCUCAGACAACCGCUUGCACUGGAGAUAUGGCAGUCACUAAUGAAAACUCUAGACCCAGGGUCUAAGGUUACCAUUUUGACCAAUGGACCACUGACUACUCUAGCACACAUUGUUGAUUUGGGCAAGAAUGUAACCUCUUUUAUUGAGGAUGUAUACAUUGUUGGAGGCCACAUCAAUUAUGAUAACUGUGAGAAAGGAAAUGUCAUCAAUGUCCCAUCCAAUGAAUACGCAGAACUGAAUAUGUAUCUUGAUCCAUUGGCUGCAAGGAGAGUUUUUGAUUCAGAACUUAAUAUCACCCUUAUUCCACUUGGAGUUCAGCGUAGAGUCAGCACGUUCCAGAAAGUUUUGCAAAGACUCUACCUCACCAAGAAGACCCCUGAGGCAUUGUUUGCCAGGAAUUUACUCUCUAAGUUACAUGACUUGAAACAGGCACAUCCUAGAUACCAGCAUAUGGAAACAUUUCUGGGGGAAAUUCUUGGUGCAGUUGUUCUUGCGGGUGAUCAUUCAACAUUGGAAUCAACAUUCGAAGUGAAGACUGUCAAGGUCUCUGCAAAAGGCGUUGAAUCCGAAGAUGGACGAAUGAUAGUUAGUGAAAAACAAGGGAAAUUGGUUAAAGUACUAGCAGAUGUGAAUUCAAAGGCUUAUUAUAACCUUUUUGCGAAUCAACUUGGUGAUAAAAACCAGUCUGCUAUAGUUGGAAGCUUUGAUGAACAGAGAAAAUUGUGGAGUAAAUCACCAAUAUAGAAGUAGGAAUGCCUUUGGAUAAUUAGUUGACAGCAUAGAAAAGAAAGUUUUUUUCUGGUGGAAAUUCUUUCUGGACACCAGAUAUUUCCUUUGAUACCUUUGAUUCUUGAAAUUCCAAUUACAGAUGACACAAAUCACAUAGAAGAGAAGCUGUGUCAGUUGC
Molecule: messenger RNA, 2811 nt
Organism: Coffea eugenioides
Lineage: Eukaryota; Viridiplantae; Streptophyta; Magnoliopsida; Gentianales; Rubiaceae
Exons: 12
Coding region: 9-2648 (879 amino acids)
Molecular function (GO): hydrolase activity, hydrolyzing N-glycosyl compounds
Source: RefSeq, a predicted model, not a curated record